Messenger RNA from Petromyzon marinus (sea lamprey), 3064 nucleotides. RefSeq lists its product as uncharacterized. Gene Ontology annotation, molecular function: protein serine/threonine kinase activity. Gene Ontology annotation, cellular component: cytoplasm; cytoskeleton. The record is from RefSeq and is a predicted model, not a curated record. Gene Ontology annotation, biological process: actomyosin structure organization; peptidyl-threonine phosphorylation. Lineage: Eukaryota; Metazoa; Chordata; Hyperoartia; Petromyzontiformes; Petromyzontidae.
GUCGCGCGUGCACGAGCGAGCGGAGGGACAGGCGGCGACGCCAUCGGCGUCGCCGUCGCCGUCGCGCCUCGGUAGAACCCAGGACCUGGACGGCGGUGAUGCGGAGGCGGCGAUGGAGGCGGAGUGGCGUGCGCGGUGCGAAGAGGCCAACAUCGUGGUGGAGACCAGGGAGGCCGAGCUGCAGCUGGCAACGAUGCAGGUGCGGGAGCUGGAGGAGGAGUGUCGCCGGCUGCGAAGUCAGGCGCAGGAGCACAGAGACGCGCAGCCACACCUGGGCAGCGCAAGCGCCGGUGACACCGGGGAGGAGGUGGAGUCGCUGCGGCGCCGGCUCGGCGAGAACCAGGAGCUGCAGCAGCAGCAGGAGAAGCUCAUCGCCACUCUGAGAGAGGAGCUGGAGGAAGCGAUGAUGAAACGGCCGCAUGAAAUUCGGCAUUCUCUAGACGAGCUGGACGGGGAGCUGAGCGUCGUCCGUGCGGAGAUGGAGCGCGUGUGGGACGAGCUCCGGAGCCGUGAUGCUGCCCUGGAGGACCAGCAGCUGGAGCUGACCUCCACGCGCGCCCAGCUGGCGAGCUGCAGUGCGGAGAGACAAGGCCUGGAGCAAGAGGUCGCGACCUUACGGAGGGAGCUCACUCACAAGGAGGAGACGUGUGGCAGCAGGGAGCGGGCGCUGGCAGCCGAGAAGACCCAGCUGACGGUGAAGCUCACGGCGCUGGAGAUGAAGGUGUCGGAGAGGGAGAUGCUGGAUGAGAGCCGGGCGCGCUCGGGCUCCACGCUCACGGAGAAGCUGGAGAGCCUUGAGCGUGAGAACCGGGAGUUCCGCCAGCGCCACAACAAGGCCCGGGCGCAGGCCGAGGAUCUGGCGGCCAAAGUGCAGGAUCUGUCGCGGCUGAACCUGGCACUGCAGGAGGAGCGCGACCACGCGCAGCGGGAGCUGCGGCAAAUCUGCAGCGGGUUCCAGGACCUGCGGGACUCCACGGAAAUUCAGAAGCUGCGUGUGCGGGAGUUGGAGGGAGUCGCCCGGCAUCUGCAGAAGGACGACCAACUCAAAACCACCCAGCUGACGGCGUUGGUGAUCGAGCUGCGGGAGCUGCGCAAGGCGUACCAGACGGUGUCGGGUGCGGAGCCGAGCGGCGGGGACCCCUCGCACGCUGACUGGGUGUCACGCUCGCGCAUCAUCCGGAACGCGAUCGAGGCCAUAGAGGGCCAGGCGGGACGCGUGCGGGUGCUGGAGGAGGAGCUGCGGGCCGUGCGGGCCACGCCGGGGUUUGAGAGCCUGGAGGCCGAGCUCCAGCAGCUGAGGAAGGACGCACAAGCAAACUCCAAUAAGGUGACGGCCUUGGUGAUCGAGCUGAAGCUGCUGAAGGAGAAAAACAAGAAGCUCAUGAGAGACAAAAUCCAUCUGGAGCAGAGGUUGGAGGAUGGCGGCCUGUCGCACGACUUGUCACCCGACCUGUCAUACGACCUCUCGCAUGGGGGGAGGGGCAAGCAGGCGUGGGGCUCCACGCUCGCCGCAGAGGCGGGCGAACGCCCGUCCCAACCGACGCAACUCCGCCCCGCCGCAGGGCACGCCACGACGUCGCCUCGCGAGGAGCGGCCCUCGCCGCUCCUCGCGUCGGCGUCGCCCACGGUGGCGUCGGCGUCGGCGUCAUCGUCACCGCGCACGACGUUGGGGUCGUUGGGGUCGGUGGGGUCGCAGGGGGGGCGCUCCGGGGGGACCCCGCAACCGAUCGGACGCCCCCGCCACUCGAGCCUGUCCCCCGUCCGCCGCGCGGAGAAGGCCACGCGCGGACACCGCGCGUGGCCUCGCCGCUCGCCCCUGUCUCACGAGGACUCAACGGAGGGGUCCCAUCGAGAGGACCUCGUGGCCGGUAGGAGAAGUGAUGUGGAGGAGGGUGAAGAUGAUGUUGGCGAUGAUGAUGAGGAUGAGGAUGCAGGCGAAGGUGCGAUGUACAACACUGGGGAGUUUGGUCAGCUGCGCUCCACCCCGCUCCCGGCUGGGGUUCCCGAGCUCCCGGCGUUCCGGUCGCUAUCGCCCCUGGCAGGGGCCCCUGUGUCACCCCCUGAGGCCUGCGACCAGGCCGGCCGGACCGGGGCAGCUGUCUCCCAGGAGCAGUGAGAUGGGUGCUAAAUAAAGACAAAUGGGUUUAAGCAAAAAUAAUUCAAUGGGGGUGUGUGAAAUGCUGCUGAUGUGUUGUUUUCUGUUGCUGUUGUUUGUUCACCAUCGUCUGAAGCUAACUUCUUGUCCACCCUUUCACUCCCGCACGAGGGCAAGUUGGGCCAGGGUUAGGGAUGUUGUAGCCCCCAACUCGCCCUGGACCUCGCUCUGAUCUAAUCCCAGCAAAGCCAUCGGGGAAAUGUGGUCUCCUGCACAUUGAGGACGUGGGUACCAUGAGAGAGGCCUUCAACACAAUGAGGACCUGGGACCAGUGUUAGGCCUCCGCCACAAACAACAGGAUGGUUCGGUCCCAUAACGGAGACCCACACAAUUGUGCACAGUGAGAAACCUCCAAACCGAGGACCUCCUAGUAAACGUGGGACGUCGGUCCAACAUUUGGUCCCGACUGUCCCGACAACAUGCCAAAGGUUAUCCCAACGUCGCAUGUUUACUGGGGCCGGUGGCUUGGAGACAGGUCGACGUGGCCGAGGGCCCGAGCGCCAUGAGAGAGGCGUUCACGGUGAGGGGUGGGUCGCGUUGCGUCGCACAGUUGAAGGGACAGGGUGCCCCUUGGCUCCCGGUGUGAACGGAGGCGAAGGGAAAUCACCCGGCCCUGGUCCCCAGGCCUCCCCGCACGAGUGGGGCGAGUAGGAGGGGAGCGGGUGCGAGUCCAGGGGUUGCUGUGUUGCACCGUUUGAGAUGUUGUGUGCCACAAAUGUCUCGUCAGUUUAUACGUGCGCUAUUGUGAUUUUUUUUAAUAAAUGGUUUUUUGCAUGUAAUGUUAUUACAACUAGCAAUGAUUAUAGAAUUUGCACUCUUAGAUAACAUUCAUGCGUGAUUUAUAAUUGUAAAAUGUUUUGAAUAAAAAAAAUCUUAUUUUUGUUUGAAGUGAAUAAAGGUUUUAUUUUA